UCACAAGCUGUUCAGAGAACUUCUCGCGCACGCGCAAUGUAGCCAGACUGUCUUCACGUGAAAACUGAUACUGACACUUUCAGGAAACUGAACCUCAAUCAAUCGAAAAGGAAGUGCAUUUUACCUUGACUGACAGCUUCACUCUCCAAUGGCCGCUGCAGAUGUUCUGUGCUCAGCCUACCGGCGUUGAGUACAGCUAGGAAGAGGCGGGCCUUCCUAUUACACUGUUGUGUAUCCAGUAAAGAAAAAAAAAAAAAAGAUCGUGUUGCUGGGAUUCUACAUUUAAAAGCAAACAGUUUUUCGCUGUGUUAUUAUUUCAGUUGCUAAUUUCGUUAUCACAGGUUUAAAUCGCCUCCUUUCUGAAAAAACUUCUGCUAAAUGAACAACUGCAACCAUGUAUAGCUUUGGAGGAGAUUUCAAAACACGACCCAAGGUGUCUCUUGGGGGAGCGAGUAGAAAGGAGGAAAAGUCCUCACUUUUACAUCGUACACAGGAAGAAAGAAGGAAAAGAGAGGAUGAAAGACAAAGACUGAAGAAUGCAGUUAUUAUUCAAUCAUAUGUACGAGGCUACAAGGACAGAAAACAGCAAUAUGCCAUCCAAAGAAGCGAGUUUGAUUACUGUGUCUGCUUAGCACAAUCAGGCGGGGGAUUUUCCAUCAGUGAUGCAGCUAAUUUGAGUCUUUUAGUACGUCGGCUUCUAUUUUUUUACAGGCAGAGUGAAGAUUCAAAUAGACUGAUAUGGAUGUGUCAAAAUUUGGUGAAGUCCAAUGUCCAGUUUGUCAAGCAGCUAGUAGGCCCUGACAGACAAACAUGCUUGUUCCAGAUACAGAGGAUGUUGGGCUUAUGUUGCAGGGUUCUGCAGACUUGCACGGAUGACCAAUUAAGUGUUGCAGUUCCUAUGAGAAUGCUGGAAGUCUUUUCUGCAGAGAAAACAUAUUUGCCUGUUUUGCAAGAUGCAAAUUGUGUAGCAUCUUUAAUUGAACAAGUUUUGCACUAUGUGGUACAUAAAGGAUACUACAGGACACUUUACAUUUUAGUAAAUCACAAGCUUCCAUCUUGUUUGGAGUAUUGUGAUGCUCCUCACGUUCCCUAUGCCAGUGCUCUGCUGGAGCAUGUUCUCAAACCAUUGCACUUUACUUAUUCCUCGUGUUCACAGGGUGCCAGGCAAUAUGUUUUUGCAGGCUUCAUGGAGGAGUUUAUAUCUUCGCCGUUCACAGAUCAGAUAUUCCACUUUUUCAUUCCAGCACUGGCUGAUGCUCGUUGCUCUUUCCCUUUUGAACCGUUUCUGCAUGCAUUACUGGGGACAGUGAGCGCCUCUCUGCUGACUCAUGUCAAGGCGCCUUGGCUGUUAUAUUUUGUCCUAGCUGUUGGGGAAACACACUUAGGUAGCCUCUCAGAAGAAGGCUUGCUGCUGUACUUGAGAACACUACAAACCCUCCUACCCCAGUUACCCGUGUCUGUGACCAGCACCAGCAGACAGGAGGUCAUCAGUGACUCGGAUGAUGAUGAGGAGGAUGGUGGGAUGAAAACAAUGUCUUCCCAGGAGGAUCGCAAGAUAUCAGUCCAGUUCAUAACAGAGCAGUGCAUACACAAGCUGGACACAAAGCAGCAGACAAACGCACUCCUGAACCUGGUGUGGCGAGAUUGCGCCAGUGAGGACGUCUUCACUAUGAUGGCGUCAAUUUGUCACACACUGAUGGUGCAACAUCGUAUGAUGGUCCCCAAAGUGAGACUUCUGUACAGUUUGGCCUUCAAUGCAAGGUUUUUGAGGCAUCUUUGGCACUUAAUAACUUCAAUGACAACAAAAAUGAUAACUGGGUCCAUGGUUCCACUGUUACAGGUGAUCUCGCGGGGUUCACCAAUGUCGCCAGAAGACUCCAAUAGGCUCAUACCCCUCUUCUAUCUCUUCAGUUCUCUGUUCAGUCAUUCACUCAUUUCUAUUCACGACAGCGAAUUCUUCGGAAUUCCAACAGAAGGGCAGUGCCAGUCGUCAAUGAUGCCGUUCACAUUGUUGGAGCUGGUUUCGUUGUCACGCUGCCUUCGAGAUGCCUGCUUAGGAAUCAUCCAGCUGGCUUACCCAGAAACCAAGCCUGAGCACCGUGAGGAAUACAUUGCAGCGUUCAAGAGCGUGGGGGUGAAAACCAACACUGAAAUUCAGCAGCGCAUCCAGGCAGAGCAGAAGCAGUGGAUUCAGCUUUUCAAGGUUAUCACCAAUCUAGUAAAGAUGCUGAAAGCUCGAGAUAUAAGAAGGCAUUUCUGCCCGUCUGAGCACUGGCUGUCGCAGGAAGUUAACAUCAGAGCUGAUAAGGUCACACAGCUUUAUGUUCCAUCAGCUAGACAUGUGUGGAGGAUUCGCAGAAUGGGGAGAAUCGGACCUUUACAAUCAACAUUGGACGUUGGGAUGGAACCACCUCAGCUGUCCGUGUCAGAGGAGCGACAACUUGCCAUCUUAACAGAGCUACCAUUUGUGGUUCCUUUUGAAGAAAGAGUAAAGAUCUUCCAGAGGCUGAUCUAUGCUGAUAAACGGGACAUUCAAGGGGAUGGUCCAUUUUUGGAUGGAAUUAAUGUUACUAUUCGACGUAACUAUAUUUAUGAAGAUGCUUAUGAAAAGCUUUCACCAGAAAAUGAACCUGACCUUAAGAAGAGAAUCCGUGUCCACCUCCUGAAUGCCCACGGUCUUGAUGAAGCUGGCAUCGAUGGAGGUGGCAUAUUCAGAGAGUUCCUAAAUGAACUGCUUAAGUCUGGGUUUAAUCCAAACCAAGGGUUUUUUAAAACCACCAAUGAAGGGCUUCUGUACCCCAGUCCUACAGCACAGAUGUUGGUUGGGAAUUCUUUUGCCAGACACUACUACUUUCUCGGGAGAAUAUUAGGAAAGGCUCUUUAUGAAAACAUGCUUGUGGAGCUUCCGUUUGCCAGUUUCUUCCUGUCCAAGUUGCUGGGCACCAGCGCAGACGUUGAUAUUCACCACCUGGCUUCGUUGGAUCCAGAGAUGUACAGAAACCUGCUUUUCUUAAAGAGCUAUGAGGAGGACGUGGAGGAUCUGGGGCUCAACUUCACCGUGGUGAACAACGACCUGGGAGAGGCACAGGUGGUUGAGCUGAAGCUGGGAGGCAAGGAUAUCACAGUCACUACAGCAAACAGGAUAGCAUAUAUCCACCUGGUAGCAGACUACAGGCUGAACAAACAGAUCCGACCCCACUGCCUGGCGUUCAGACAGGGACUGGCCAAUGUGGUUAACCUGGAAUGGCUCCGAAUGUUCGAUCAGCAAGAACUGCAGAUACUGAUUUCUGGGGCACAUAUUCCCAUUAGUCUCGAUGACCUCAAGAAAUUUACAAACUAUUCAGGAGGUUACUCAGCAACUCAUCCUGUGAUUAAAAUCUUUUGGGAAGUUGUUGAAAGUUUUACAGAUGAAGAAAAGCGCAAACUGCUCAAGUUUGUCACAAGCUGCUCCAGACCUCCUUUACUUGGAUUUAAGGAGCUGUACCCUGCGUUUUGUAUACACAAUGGAGGAAGCGAUCUGGAGCGCUUGCCCAGCGCUAGCACCUGCAUGAACUUGCUGAAGCUUCCAGAGUUUUGUGACGAGCAUCUGAUGAGGAACAAGCUCCUUUACGCUAUCGAAUCUUCAUCCGGGUUUGAGCUGAGCUGAAAGGCUGUGGAACUGCAAUGCCCUAAAAUAUAUAUAUUGUGCCUAUUCUAAGAGCAGCACUCUAUUCAGAAAAGCAUUUUAGCAAACUCAAGUAAGGAAUAAUACAAUAUGAAUAUCAAAAGAAAAAUGCACUGAGAAAAUAUUGUUUUUAUCUUUUUUAAAUACCUUACUUGAGUUUAAUAAUUGAUUUACAAGAUAUAUAUAUAUAUAUAUAUAUAUAUAUAUAUAUAUAAUAUAUAUAUAUAUAUAUAUUAUACAAAAAUAAGAGCUGCUUUUAAAACAUAGCAAGUAAAACAGGUCUGUCUGAGCGGGCUGCUGUGUCAAGUGGAGCACAUUCUUGUAACCUGAAAGUGAACCAAAGAGUCAGCUUUGGCUUAGUGCUGUUUCAAGGCAGAAUUUGAAUGCAGACAGUAAGUAUAUAAUGAAGAAAGUUCAGAAGGAAGACUGGAGAGCUCGGAGGCCUGGACGGGUGGAGGCCUGUCACUUAUUCUUGUGGGAGAACCAUGAAGGCGCUGCAGUUGCUUUGUUUGGUUUUUAAUCAAGGAAUUCUAAGUUAAAACCAGGCUGUUGAAUUUAAUGAUUUGUUUUCCAUUGGAAGUCAUCAAGAAUCCCAGUUUUGUGAUUGUGUAUUAUUAUUAUUAUUAUUAUUAUUAUUAUUACAUUAACAGCAUAUUAAUACAAAUGCUUUGACCUGCCGUAGAGUGGAUUGUAUCUGGCAGCAUUAGAAAUGAUCGGAGGCAGCCCUUCAUCAUUUGCGUUGUGGUGAUGGGUCUGUGAAUAUGUGUGUGUGUGUGUGUGUUUCCACUGCUCUGUUACUGUCCGUUACACUGUAGCUGUGCAGACUCUUCCAUGUAUAUUGAGUUCCUGUGGGAUAUACUGUAGCUUCACCUUGUGUUUUCACAAUUAUUAAAAUGUACAAAGAG
Acipenser ruthenus (sterlet) is the source of this 4569-nucleotide messenger RNA. Its product is annotated as ubiquitin-protein ligase E3C-like. Gene Ontology annotation, biological process: ubiquitin-dependent protein catabolic process; protein polyubiquitination. The transcript is spliced from 25 exons. The record is from RefSeq and is a predicted model, not a curated record. Bases 395 to 3646 code for a protein of 1083 amino acids. Lineage: Eukaryota; Metazoa; Chordata; Actinopteri; Acipenseriformes; Acipenseridae. Gene Ontology annotation, molecular function: protein binding; ubiquitin protein ligase activity.